Molecule: messenger RNA, 180 nt
Organism: Aspergillus aculeatinus CBS 121060
Lineage: Eukaryota; Fungi; Ascomycota; Eurotiomycetes; Eurotiales; Aspergillaceae
Exons: 2
Coding region: 1-180 (59 amino acids)
Source: RefSeq, a predicted model, not a curated record
AUGACCGCCGGCUGCUGUUAUUGGUGGGCUGCCUCGCAGGCUUCCUCGCAAGACCGUUCGCAGGGCCGUUCGCAGGACCGUUCACAGGACCGUUCGCAGGGCCGGUGGCAGGGCCGGUGGCAGGGCCGGUGGCAGGGCCGGUGGCAGGGCCGGUGGCAGGGCCGUUGGCAGGGCUAUUAG